Lactuca virosa is the source of this 417-nucleotide messenger RNA. The record is from the annotation of a GenBank genome assembly. Lineage: Eukaryota; Viridiplantae; Streptophyta; Magnoliopsida; Asterales; Asteraceae.
AUGGAUUUAUAUUCGGGUUCUUCAAGUUCGGUUGAUGCAGAAGACAAUGCGUUUUAUCAAGAACUCAUGCGACAGAUAUUGAUGCUUACAGAUGAAGAUGAUGAUGACACAUGUAUGUAUACGAAGGGUGUGGCGGUGAUACGGCGGAGACCGGUGGUUUAUGGUGGUGUUGAAUCAAAGCCGGUGGCUAGGAACUACUGUAGUUGGUCGGAGACCGUAAGAAGUCCAGUCCCUAGUUGGAUGGAAAAUUUGUGGGCUAACGGUGGUGGUGGCACUGUAGUUUUCAUACCUAAUGGUGUUGCCGCCUACGGUGGUGGUGGAAAGAAGUCCUGUAGGAGAAGGUAUAAUAAUAAAGCAAGGAAGAAUAAUGAUAGAGGAAGAAUGUUUUCAGUUGCCGGACAAAAGAUGCAUGGUUGA